AUGAGUUGGCUAGAAUCAAAUUCCAGAUGUAAAAAAUAUCUUUUUUGGUUGGUAUUCUUUCUGAUCGGUGCGCUGCUUGCCUUAAUUCCAUGCUUGAUUGUUGGUCUUACCAAAAAGAAAUCUUGUCCCGAUCCACAACCACAACCUGCCGAAUGGAAUGCGAGUGAUUAUCAAUCAAAUUAUGAUUACUAUCGACAACUUGAGCAGAAACAUGAUUUAACUCCAACGGAUAACAUUCUAAUGGAUCGAUUAUCAUGGCCGAGAUUUUGUCCAGGUGAUAGUUCAAAAAUCGUUUACUUACGAAGACAAUUUCAUAUGCCGGACUUUAAUGGAUCGUCAACAACACUACAUUGGGUUGAUAUGAGUAAUCCAGCGGAACCGAAAACGGUUCAACUGACGCGCCCGAAAUGGGGUACUCAUGAUCAACAGUUUUAUUGGAUCGAUAAAUCAACAAUUCUCUUUCUGUCGAAUCGUGGAUCAUCGGGACACACUCAAAUUUUUCAACUUAACCUCCCCGAUGAUGUCUCAAAAGUCGAUUCUUUCAUCGAACCAAUUCAAAUUACUGAGUUUCCAUUGGAUGUUGAUAAUCUUUUAGUUAAUCGUCAANUCCAACAAGUAUCCCAAUGCGACUGUACGACAAUUUACCCUUUUUACUAUCAUCAAGACCAUCGAUAA
Molecule: messenger RNA, 675 nt
Organism: Adineta ricciae
Lineage: Eukaryota; Metazoa; Rotifera; Eurotatoria; Adinetida; Adinetidae
Source: the annotation of a GenBank genome assembly